This is a messenger RNA of Dictyostelium purpureum, 640 nucleotides long. RefSeq lists its product as uncharacterized. The coding region runs from base 25 to 582 and encodes 185 amino acids. Lineage: Eukaryota; Evosea; Eumycetozoa; Dictyosteliales; Dictyosteliaceae. The transcript has 3 exons. The record is from RefSeq and is a predicted model, not a curated record.
UUAAAAACACAUAUAUAUUAUAUAAUGGGUACAGUUCUUAUAUUUGUAUUACAAAUUGUUUCUUUAUCUUUUACAAUUAUAACUUUGGGUCUCUCUUUUUGGCAAAUAAAUGACGAGUACACCAAUAUAGAUAAAAAGCUCUGUGAUAUGGAUGGGGUAGUAACACCCUUUAGAGCUACAUUUAAAACUGGAGAAAUCCAAUGUACAUGGUCUGUUUCCAGAAAUGCAGUUCGUAUUUUAUACCUACUUUUAUUCGUUGCUUUAAGUGUUUUAUUAUUCGUCUCAAUUUUCAGAAAAUCAAAGGUAUUCUUUUAUAUGGUAAUUAGUUUGAUUUUGGCCGAUUGUGCUCUUGGUGGAUAUUCAUUUGUUUAUGAUGCUAUCUCAUCUCGUGCUGGAAAUCACUAUUGUCAUAAUAAUAUAGUUAUAUUUAAUGAUAAAACACCACACAAAUGCUAUUCCCAUAGUUUUUAUGCCACCACUUCUAUGGGAAUUUUAACUGUCGUAAUGAUGUUUGUUGUUUUCGUUAUGUCCCUCAUCAAACGUUCAAGAUUAAUGUCAAGCCCAUAUACCCAACAGAAAUAAACAAAUACUAAAAGAAAAAAAAUAAAGGGUAUACCCCCAUAUUAAUAAUUUUAAAAAU